Penicillium griseofulvum is the source of this 1701-nucleotide messenger RNA. RefSeq names its product MDR family MFS transporter. The record is from RefSeq and is a predicted model, not a curated record. NCBI's taxonomy places the organism in Eukaryota, Fungi, Ascomycota, Eurotiomycetes, Eurotiales, Aspergillaceae. Gene Ontology annotation, biological process: transmembrane transport. Gene Ontology annotation, molecular function: transmembrane transporter activity. The transcript has 12 exons. The coding region runs from base 1 to 1701 and encodes 566 amino acids.
AUGGAGACCCAUCUGUUGACAGGCAAGAAAUUGGCCAUUGCGUUUGGGGCAAUGUUACUGGCCCUGCUAUUAAUCGCACUGGACCAGACUAUCCUAUCAACUGCUCUACCACGCAUUGCAUCAGACUUUAACGCGUUCUCCCAACAAGGCUGGGUCGCCGCCUCAUUCGUCCUUACGCAGACUACCUUCAUCCUCUUCUUCUCCCAAGUCCUCCGCCUCCAUCCAGCCAAAUAUGUGCUUAUAGCAUCUGUGUUAAUCUUUGAGGCUGGCUCUGCCUUGUGUGGUGCCGCCCAGGAUGUCAAUGCGCUUAUCGGCGGGCGGGCGCUGUCUGGCGUUGGCGCUGCUGGUAUUCUCACUGGUAUCCUCCAAGUGAUGGCCCAGGCUACCCGAUUAGAGGAUCGACCAAUGCUUUUCAGUCUAUUUGAAUCGGUAUUUGCAUUUGCCUCCAUCAUUGGACCUCUUGUAGGCGGCGCCCUCACGGACCACGCCUCCUGGCGGUGGUGUUUCUAUAUCAAUUUGCCCAUUGGUGGCGUGGCUAUUGUAGCGAUUAUAUGGCUCCUCGACGCUCCACCACCGCUCGGAUCCGAAGACUAUGAUCGCUCUUUCAAGUCCAUGUUUUGGAGCACGGCUGCCUUGGACUGGAUUGGCGCUAUGCUCAGUCUGGGCGCCGUCACAAGUCUCGUUCUAGGCCUCCAAUGGGGCGGGAACGAAAAGGAAUGGGACAGCACGGAUGUCAUCGUCUGUCUCGUUCUUGCACUCGUACUAACAGUAGUAUUCAUCUUCUGGGAGCGCUAUAUGGGAGAUCGGGCUAUGGUUCCGUUGGUAAUAUUCAAGAGCUUCUCCAUUUACUCGAUCUGCUCCUUUGCCAUCUUCAACCGCUUUAUCUACUUGAUCUUCACCUACGUGGGUUCCGUCCCGCUCCCGCUCGUGGGGCAGCAACUGACAUCCUUCCAUACCAUCUACUACCAAGCAGGCCGCCACCAUUCUGCGACGAAGAGUGGCGUGGACCUACUCCCGCUCAUGCUGUCCGUCGUCAUAUCGAUUGUGGUGUCUGGACAACUUGUCGGUCGCUACGGCCGCUAUUGGCCGUACUUAGUUGGCGGACCGCUGGUCGGCGCCGUCGGUGCUGGACUAAUGUACACUGUGACCGCAUUGCCCUCGAACGCAGCUGUGAUCGGCUACCAAAUUCUUGUCGGCCUCUGUAUUGGUAUAACGCUACAGAACAUCCUGUUUGCCAUGCAGGCCGAGUUCGACGACACACCAAAGCUAAUAAGUCAGGCGACCGGUAUGGUAAACUUCUGCCAGUUCCUCGGUGGUACGAUUGGUCUUGCGAUAGCUGAAACCACCUUCUCGUCCCAACUCGUGCGCAAUUUGCGCGAGUACGCGCCGGAUGCGCCUUUCGCCACGAUACUGCAGUCGCCGCUGUCGAUUUAUAGCGCGGCGGUCCCAGACGCACUAUUACCUAAUGUCGUACGCGCCUAUGUCAAGUCGCUGUCUGUCGUUUUCAUCAUUGGCGUCCCAGCCAAUGUUCUUUCAUUGGUGUUUGCACUCUGUAUCUCGAAUAUCAACAUUAAGAAAAAGCCGGAGACAGAGGCAGAAAAUAAUUUGCCCUGUGGUGACAAGGUGACUGGCGCAGAGCAGCCUACGACUUCCGAUGGGCAGCCUAUGGCAGAGAAAACGCACUCACACCAGUCAAGCUAA